Messenger RNA from Raphanus sativus (radish), 2473 nucleotides. Its product is annotated as beta-arabinofuranosyltransferase RAY1. The transcript is spliced from 6 exons. NCBI's taxonomy places the organism in Eukaryota, Viridiplantae, Streptophyta, Magnoliopsida, Brassicales, Brassicaceae. The coding region runs from base 335 to 2296 and encodes 653 amino acids. The record is from RefSeq and is a predicted model, not a curated record. Gene Ontology annotation, molecular function: glycosyltransferase activity.
AAUUGGAGUUGUGUCUGAAGUCAAAAACAGUGACAUUGUGUCUGCAUCUGCGUGCGAAGUCGUUAGGCGAAUUUGCACAAAGUUUUAGAACCCUAAAGUUUACUUUUCUGAUGGAGAAGAAGAAGACUGGAAUUAUUAUAAUAAAAUAUUAAAAACACACAUUUUUCUUGAAGAUGACGAAAAGCGUUCACAUGUCUUCUUCUUCUUCAUUCUCCCGCUGGAGUUUUCGGUACUUCUCCAUUCUCCAUUGCCUUUUCCGUUAAAGUUCCAUUCUUUUAGUUUCCCCCUUUUUUAUUUUUCUUACUAGCACCCAUUCUUUCCUCUUCAAUUCUCAAUGAAGAAGCUCAAGGGACUUGGAGGAGCUGGGCUGAUAUCUGUUUGGCUAUCUGGGUUCCUCCUAAUCGCUCUCUCCUUCUACGGCACUCUGCUUCUCUCCCCUUCUCUCAAUAACCCUUCCUUUCACCAAGAGUCUUCCACUGCUCCAAGGAUCACCAUUUUCACCGCUCUCCACAGCUCCUCCUCUUCCUUUAUUAGCCAAGCUAUUCGCUCAUGGCUAGCUUUGUCUUCCCAAGUCACAGUUGUUAUAUUCACUCAACACAACAACUACUCUCCCUCCUUCACCGACACUUUUGGCUCCCGUCUUGUUCUCGAUUCCACCAUCGAUUUCACGUUUCUUGGUACUCCGUUCUUACACUCAAUGCUGGCGAGAACCGAAGCUUAUGUAUCCGAUCUAUCUGUCCUAAUAGAUCCGCACACUCUUCUUCUCCCAGAUUUCAUCUCUGCUCUAAACCACGCUCACCACCUUGAUCGUGACUGGCUUCUUGUUUCUUCCUCCGCGAACAUCCCUCGUUUCCCCUUCCACUGGGACCAAACAGGACGCUCCUGGCGUCAUCAGGACAAUGGGAAAAGAGUUAGAUUCGGAGAGUUGCAGAAGAUGAUAAGUCAAUUAAAUUCUAGUGGAGGAGGAGGAGGCAGCAACAUGAUCAUGGCAUGGAACAACAACGUUGAUUCCCCCUUGCACUGUGGAGUGCUUCCACCUUUCUUGUACCAAAGAGGAACUCACAAUCAAUGGAUCGUCAACGAGGCUAUGUCAUGUGAAAGAAGGUUUGUGUUUGACGCCACUUCCACCGUGUCCAGCGUUCUCCUAAGCAAUGUCACAGAACCCAAAACAAGAAACUGGGAGUAUAUAGGCAACUCCCAUCUCGGGAAGCUCUACGGAUCCUCGUCCAAGUCUUAUGCUUUACCAAAGCUUCUCAAGUGUAACAAGCGUUACAUAUUCGUUACUGCUUCAGAGCGUUCCAUUGAACCCAAAGGCUUAAACGUAGGCUUUAGGAGACGAGAGAAGAUCUCAGCUUGUGUUAGCAGAAGUAAAUCAAGAAGCUUGAAGUUGGAUCCAGUGCGGAAAGAUGAGGCAAUGCCAGCGUUGAAGUUUCCUUAUGACCUUGAGUCUCUUCUCCCUUUAGUUGCGGACAAGAACAGAACCGUUGUUCUUUCAGUUGCUGGGUUUAGUUACAAGGACAUGCUGAUGAGUUGGGUCUGCAGGGCACGCCGCCUCGCGGUUCCUAACUUCUUGGUAUGUGCACUUGAUGACGAAACUUACCAGUUUGCUAUAUUGCAGGUGGGGUCUUGUUGUGUUCAGGGUCUGCCAGUUUUCUUUGAUCCAUACGCACCAAAGAACAUUAGCUUCAAUGAUUGUCACUUUGGUUCAGAGUGUUUCCAGAGAGUGACCAAAGUUAAGUCGAGAACAGUUUUGAAGAUACUUAAGAUGGGCUACAACGUUCUCUUGAGCGAUGUCGAUGUGUAUUGGUUCAGAAACCCAUUGCCUCUGCUUCACUCUUUUGGUCCUUCUGUUCUCGUUGCACAGUCUGAUGAAUACAACACAACAGUACCAAUAAACCGACCAAGACGGUUGAACUCAGGAUUCUAUUUCGCGCGUUCAGAUGGACCAACCAUAGCAGCAAUGGAGAAAGUGGUUAAACAUGCUGCGACCUCUGGUCUAUCAGAGCAGCCUAGCUUCUACGAUACACUGUGUGGGGAAGGUGGAGUCCACCGUUUAGGAGACGAUAGAUGCGUUGAGCCGGAGACGAACCUGACUGUUCAUUUCUUGAACAGAGACUUGUUUCCUAACGGAGCUUACGGUGAUCUAUGGCUGAAGGAAGAUGUAAGAGGAGAGUGUGAGAAGAAGCAUUGCUACGUUUUGCAUAAUAACUGGAUCAGUGGGAGAUUGAAGAAACUCGAACGCCAAAUGAUGAAAGGUCUCUGGGACUAUGAUGCAUCCAUGAGGAUGUGUGUGUAGAGGCUAAAGAUAAAGGAGUGAAGGUUAUACAAAACAAAUAUACGUCAUUUGAAGUCAUCUUAGUUUUGAGUAUAGUUAUACAAAAAUGUAUUUAUUUGUUGUAUUUGUUAUAUGAAAUAGUUUUAGGAUAUAUGAACUUGUAAGCUGCAAUUUAUUUGAAAUGAAACAUUUAUAGGA